Copidosoma floridanum is the source of this 796-nucleotide messenger RNA. Its product is annotated as RNA exonuclease 2. Gene Ontology annotation, cellular component: mitochondrion. The record is from RefSeq and is a predicted model, not a curated record. Lineage: Eukaryota; Metazoa; Arthropoda; Insecta; Hymenoptera; Encyrtidae. Gene Ontology annotation, molecular function: 3'-5'-RNA exonuclease activity; nucleic acid binding.
UCUACUUGUGGGUGUAAAAAUGAGGGAUAAAUUGUACAUAUUCUUUAAAAUUGUUAACUAAAAUUUUAUGAAAGCUUACGAGUGCUAUGCUCGCCCGUGCAUGUGUAUAAAAGUUUUUAUUCGGAUAAUGAACAAAGUCCUUUCACAUUUGAAUUUUUCAGUGAGGAAACUUAUAAAGUGUAACAUUUACAAGUGCAAAACAUUAUGUAAAUGGAAAAUGGCUAGUCCAACGGAACAGAAUAAAAAUCGUAUAAUAUGGAUUGACAUGGAGAUGACUGGUCUCAAUGUGCUGGAAGAUAAAAUUUUAGAGCUCGCAAGCAUCAUUACUGACGAUAAUUUGAAUAUUGUCAGUGAUGAGUUUGAAAUAGUUAUUAACCAAUCAGAAUCAAUCUAUGAGUCUAUGAUUCCCUGGUGUCAGGAGCAACACAAAAAAACAGGACUCAUUGAUGCUUCAAGAAAAUCCAUAAACGAUGAACAAAUGGCUGAAGAAAAACUAAUCAUAUUCUUAAAAAGGUACGUUCCACACAAGACUUGCCCUAUGGCAGGAAACUGCUUAUACAUGGACAGGGCAUUUCUUCAGAGGUACAUGCCUAAAGUGUAUGAUUAUUUGGGUGAUGAUGUCAUCGAUGUUGCUUCAAUCAAUGAAUUAGCAAAGAGGUGGAACAAAAAGAUUGAAAAGAAAAAACAAAGAAAAACGGGUGAUCAUAGAGCUCUUGGCGAUAUAAAGGAUAGUAUAGAGGAAUUGUCUUAUUACAAAAAAAAUAUAUUUAUAUGAUUUUUUUAAGAAUAUUUUUGU